GCCGUUCUUGCACCCACCCGAGCAGAUCUUGUACCGACACAUAUGUUCUGGGAAUUUCUCCUACCAUGUAAACCGUCCUACCCGUUGUUCCUGAGCAUGUGCGCGCAUGCACACAACACAAAAAGGGAAGCAAAGCGCAUCCGGCUGUGAUUUUAUGCUACUCCGUUGUCAUUUUUGCAGGAAAAUAGGUUAGCUAAACACUCCGCCUGAAGCUCAGAAGAAAAUUUCUCCUUACAUUCGUAGAUAUGGAGAAGAAGUGGGAAGAGAUUUACGCAUUAAUUUCUGCGGGCUCCUACCCUUCAGGAUAUGACAAGGCUCAGAGGCAAAACCUCAGAAGAUAUGCCUCAAAAUUCAAUCAAAAGGAUGGAGAACUCUUUGUUGGAACCAGAAGAGUAGUAAAAACCAUGGAUGAUGCCAGGAAGAUAUUUCAUGAGUUUCAUUCAGCUCCAAUUGGAGGACACACUGGCACACACAAAACGCUAAAUGCAGUGUGUUCCAGAUUUUACUGGUUUGGUAUGACAGUUGACAUUAAAACAUGGAUUCUGGAAUGUGACCAGUGUCAAAAAGUUGGGAAACCACUGACUGCUGUGCAACCGUUGCAGUGUAUUCAGAGCUUUCCUGAGGAAAGUCUUUUUGGUUCCGAUAUGGACUACGAGCCCGUGCCCGGUCCAUCCCGACCAAGAUCCAGGAUGAGGGGUGCACCUAGAGACCGAGUGAGACGAUCCAGGGCCGGAAGAGCCACAGCUUCAACCACCCGCGGCAGCCGAGAGCAGGAAGGAGGCGGCCGUGUCAGAGGUCGACGUCGAGUUCGAGGUCAAGCUAGAACCCGUGGGGGUCUGCUCGCUGACCUUACACGGGAUGACUUAGAAAGGGUCCAACAACUCCGGCAACAGUUGGUGGCAGUGGAAGAGGCUAGGAUAAACAGACUGACACUAGAAGAGUGCCAACAGCUUCUACAAAGAUGUCUCACACGGGAACCUAGUCUCAUCUUUGACCUGAUGAGUCUCACCCCUGAUCACCCUCAACCUGGACCUUGUCCUCCACAGUCACCCAGCUGGUGUAUCUGCCUACAGUGCAGAAAUAUGGCAACACUGCUGGAACAAAAAUGCUGUCAACAACAACCACAGAACUGUACAUCACUGUUGCCACACAUGGACCUAUACAUCUUGAAUGAAGGUGCAUUGAGACUGGCCAGACGAAUCUGGAAUGACCUUAGAGCGGAGGCUGACAUCCAUGAGCCGGGAGAAAGCCAUAGGCAGUUCCGCUAUGCUGCAUACAGGAACUUUAUUGUCUGGCAGUAUGGCCUUCUGGGAACUGAUGUUAGAAUUGUUAUACCUUCAUGUUGUGUGUGGAAAAUUAGAGAUCGUUUCCCAGAUCCAAAUGGACAGUAUGUAAGCUUUCUUCAAUCAAGAGUGUAAAACAUUUGUUGAUGCCUAAUAAAUCUUUUUGUUAUUUACCUAAAAAAAAAA
Molecule: messenger RNA, 1469 nt
Organism: Nothobranchius furzeri (turquoise killifish)
Lineage: Eukaryota; Metazoa; Chordata; Actinopteri; Cyprinodontiformes; Nothobranchiidae
Source: RefSeq, a predicted model, not a curated record